Molecule: messenger RNA, 792 nt
Organism: Erigeron canadensis
Lineage: Eukaryota; Viridiplantae; Streptophyta; Magnoliopsida; Asterales; Asteraceae
Product: cell wall protein DAN4-like
Exons: 2
Coding region: 1-792 (263 amino acids)
Source: RefSeq, a predicted model, not a curated record
AUGUCUUCGGGUCACUCAGUAGAAUCACUUGAGACUACUGAUGUGCCAGAUUCUGCUAUUCCAUUACCUCUUGAAGCUCAAAGGUUGUUAUCUGAAUUUGUUGAAGGAGUUGUAGAAGGGCAAAGGAGUGAAUUGCUUGUAUCAAGAAACAUUAUAACCGGUAAACUUCCUGCCACUAAAACAAGUUCACCAUCACCAAGAUUGCGUACUGGAGGUACUUUACGCAUUGGUACUCCAGUAGCAUCUUCAAUACGAUCUCGAGUAACACCAACACCUCCAACCAUUCAAACAACAACAACAAUUCCAUCAACAACAAUUCAAACAACAAUAAUUCCAACUGUUCCACCAACAACAACACCAACGCCAAUAACUCAAUCAUUCCCCGAUCCAAGUUCACCACAUCAUUCUUCCAGUUCUUCUUCUUCCGAAUCAUCUGAUUCAACCGAAUACUUAAGUGAUUGUUCACCGAAAAGAAUUGCCACCAGUGGUUUAUCAACCGACACUCUUAUUGUUGCACUCAUGCAUCGGUUGAGAUCUGAAGAACCACAUCUCACUUCUCACAAAAGAUCAAUCUUUCAAUCACUUCUAGCAUAUAUGUCAUUUCAAGAUUCAGAUGACUUACCCCCGCUUGUCAGAAACAUUUCACAUUAUUAUUCCACAACUUUAAGUUCUGAUGAGUCAAGUGAUCCUGAUCCAUUUCAACCAGAAGAUGCUAAUAAUGAUGAGUCUGAUUCAUCUGAUUCUGAUGAUCCUGAUAAUGCUCCAACAAGUGAAGCCAUUCCACAAUCUUAG